Molecule: messenger RNA, 861 nt
Organism: Panicum virgatum (switchgrass)
Lineage: Eukaryota; Viridiplantae; Streptophyta; Magnoliopsida; Poales; Poaceae
Product: putative B3 domain-containing protein Os04g0346900
Exons: 3
Coding region: 1-861 (286 amino acids)
Molecular function (GO): DNA binding
Source: RefSeq, a predicted model, not a curated record
AUGAACGGAGUAGGCGGCGGCGGCGGUCGGCACAAGUUCUUCAAAAUCCUGCUGCCCGGCUUGUUCGAGCUAAGCUUGUCCAUCCCGCCCAAGUUCACGGCGGGGCGCGCCACCGCCGGCAAGGGCAAGCUGCGGGAUCCCACGGGGAGGUCGUGGGACGUGGACCUCCACCGCGACGGCGAGCAUCGGGUGUCCUUCACGGGCCGCGGGUGGCUGGGCUUCGUCUCGGCCAACGGCAUCUCCGCCGGGCAGCUGCUGGUCUUCGAGCACCGCGGCGGCUUGGACUUCGCCGUCGACCUAUUCGACGCCUCCGGCUGCCUCAGCGACGGCGCUUGCCGUAACGACGACGAUGGAUCCCGUGAAGAUGAUGAUGAAGAAGCCGAACAAAUAAUACAGCAGCGCACGACAGAGACCACGGGCGACAAGGAGUCCGGCGACUGCCGACGGCGGCCAGAGGCCACCACCGGGGUCAAGAGGAGGAAGCGGUCGCCCUCGCCAAGCAGCACGGCCAAUACCGGCGACGACGAUGACACGCUCUGCCGGCGCAUCGAGAGGCCUUACCAGCUGCGCUUCUUGGACCUGAGCAAGAGCUUCUGCGAGCGCGUUGGCUGGACGUCGUCGUGCGACGUGGAGCUGCUGGUAGCCGGCGGUGGUGAGCAGCGGCGGUGGCCGGUGAGCGUGAAGGUGUCGGCCAAGCAGAGCGGCAUGAUGUGCGGCGGCUGGACGGAGUUUGCGCAGGGCAACGGGGUCGGCCUCUCCGACGCCUGCGCCUUCCUGCCACUCCAAGGCUCCCAUGGUCGAGUCCUUGGUGUCCGCGUCAUCAGGGGCAGCGGCACAAGCACCACCCGCGGCUCCUCCUGA